CUUGCGGCUCUGCUACGCCCGGGUGGGGGGGCCCUUGGAAAUGGUGGGGUUCGGCCCCUGGGCCCAGUGUCUGGGCCCCCUCCCUGCUUGCGCUUGGCGUGGGACAUCCCUGGGGAGGGGGAGAGACUCUUCGUUCUGACAGCGUGUCAGUAUUUUCAGGUCUAGGUUUAGAAAGCUUAUCUGUGUGUUUAGUAGAAACUGUCUCCGUCCAACACGUGCUCCACUGGCCUGGCUUUUAUCGGGCCCGUGAAUAGUGCGUAUAUGGCAGCCUUUCAAGUAUUUGAAGAAAAAAAAUCCCUCUGUAUUCCUCGUACGAGUUCUGGUUUUCAAAAUGAAAAAGGUCUCCAUUUCUGUCAUUAUUCCCCUGGCAGGAGGUGUGGUUUUUGGUUCCCUCUCCCCAGCUCAUCUUCCACCUGAAUCACUUUGUCCAUGUUGCCCUUAAUAAGUAGCCUGAUAAACCCAGCGUCGACUUGAAUCUUGGCCCCCGAUGUCGGAGCCUAAUGCUGUUAACCUGGCCACUGUCACCGCCUCCUCGAUCGCCAAUCUGAGACCUUCGCAAGCCUGCUCGUGUUCAGCCGUCUCCUCCCUGUGCCCUUGCGGUUGCUUUUGGAAGGAGCAGCAGGGCAGUAAGGUUGUGUUGUUGGGCGGCACCCAGUUACUGUGGCGUGGUGAAGGAUUGCAAAGUGUAGUCAAGUGCAUUCGAAAAAUGAUUUGCCGUUACUUUGAAAAAUUGGGUUUGAGUGGAUUAUAGGUCCAGAUUUGGUUUGGCAAGGACAUCUCUUAACCUGUUGUUGGUGUUUUUGGUGGCAUUAGGGCUGAUCACAUGGAUGGUCAGUAAGAAGCAGUGAUUGUUUCCAGUGUGAGGGAGUGUUAGAUUGCCAGGCAAAGUUAAUAAUAAGUAUCGGUGGCCACGUGCAGCCUACCAGUGGCAGCAGAUAGGGUUACCACAUGGUAAUUUAGUCUGUCAUUUUGGAUAGAGAUUACCGGUGUCUUCAGUGUUAGAGAAUUUUGCUCCCUUGAGAAUUUUUUACAGCUGUGUUUGGUGUGGGGUAAGGAACACAGGCCUGGGGUUGGAUGCCAGCCCUCUCCUUACACAUUGGUGUGUGAUCGUGAGCAAACCAGCUCCUCGGUCUCGAUUUGUCUCGUAACGUCAUGCAGCCAGAACGAGGUCGUGACUGGCAGGUGGUGCCUGUAAAAAGUUCAUAGCUAGUUUUACUAAAAAGCUAGCCUUUGCAUAUGGAAUAAACUUUCAAAGUGAGGCAGAGCUGAAAAUAAGUACUUAGUAGACAGUGGAACAUACCCAACAUAUACUUCAUGUUUGCUUUCUGAGGAUAGAGCAUUAUUAUACUCUUUGGGCUUCUGGGUUGAGGUAGCUUUCAGAUUUGCCCUGGAGAAUGUGUGGGUGCCACACCUUUCCCUAAAGCAACCAAACAUGACUCCACUUUUAAAUAGUGACCCAAAUUUUAAGAUGUCUGUCCUAGACUAGGGGUAGAGGCUUUAGCCUCAGAACUAAGUGGCUCAUCCAGGAUUAAACUUGACCUCAUUAGUACUUUACCCCAUCUGGCUAAGUUAACUGGCGGUGGACUGUAACCAGCAAGGGCUCUGAAACAACUUAAAGUGGGGUGAGACUCUAAUAAUUGGACCAUCCCAGUGAUUUGAGAAAUCUGAUGUUCAGCUCUGAAAUCUUGACGAUAAAGAUGAACUGUUCCAGCCAUAAAAUGCAAGAGUGUUUGUAUUAAGUCCCACCUUUCACACAUAUUGUGUCCUUGUGAGAAACUGAAGGUUUGUGUGGUUGUUGACUUUCAUUCCUGGGGGAAUCUCUCCCACCACAAUUGCCAGUUUUGUGUGGGAGGUGUGUGCCUGGGAUUUCUAACCCCAUUAUUUCUUUAUGGUUCUCAUUCUGCUGUUAGAAACCCUCAGGACUGUGAGGGAAAAGGAAGUCUAAACUUUGUAAUAAUAAAAGUAUAAUAUUAUGGAUGUCAUCCUGAUUCAGAAAACCUGUCAGUCUUUGUGAUGUCUUGUGUUUUCUUUUUUCCCAGCAAUUUAUAUCAGAUGUUUUGUAAAACAUUACCAUUUUAUAUGAAGUAAAAGUUACAUGGGGUAAGUAUAAAAUUGGAGUUGUUUUAGGAAGAGUAAAACCUCUACAGAGGAAGGAGUAUGUUCCUUAUGAAUUACAGGAGGGUACAUUGUAUUUUAGUCAUUGGCUCAGAGGGGAGCACAUGCUAUUACUUUUUAUUCUUGAAGACAGUUGGGAAGAGAGCAGGAAUGUACUUUUUAUUGUUGAAGAGCUGGAAAGGUUGUAUAGUAGGUAUUGAUACUGGAGAGGAGUUGAGGGAGUUCUUGUAGCAGCUCCUCCUGUUCCUAAGCUGCAGUCUUGAGACAGAUUCUGUGUUUGUUCCGUGGGGAAGAGAGCUUUGUGAUGUUGUUUUGCCUGAACUUUGUACCUAAGAUCAUCCAAGUCAAAGAGUGAGUAGUGGAUUGCUUGACUUGAUGUUGAUGGGUAUGUGGGAGGUGAAGUUGCAGGAUGAAGUAGAAGACAACAGGUACAUUUGAAUUUGAAAUAAACAAUGAAUAACUUUUUAGCAUUUGAAUUAAUUUUUUUUAGCUUUUAAAGAUUUAUGUAACAAGGAUCUGCAGCACUUGAAGUAUUUAAAGAGGUUGAUAUUAGAAUCAUUUUUCAGUAGAGAUAUCUGCUCUCUUUUCAUGUUUACAUUCAAUGAUUUUUUCCAUAUGUGGAUAUAUCCCUAAGAUCAUGUAUAUUCAAGAUGAUUUUAAUCCUGAAUGUUUGACUUUCUAGAGUGACGACUUUUAGUAAAGUUUUGAAUUCAUACUUUAAUGAUGUUUUUAAAUCUUCAGCUGUGUUUUAGGUAUCGCAUGUUUGUAUUCAGUUGGUAUUAUAGAUUACAAACUUAUUUUUGAAUGGAUAUAAUUAAAUUUCAAAUUUAACUUUUUAAAUUAUGAAUCUGGCAUCCUUGGGAGUGGGGGGGGGGUAGGGUAGAGGGGUGGGUGUUGACUAAAUAUAUUCCAUCGGUAUUAUUUUCAGAAUUCAGAAUCUGAAAUUGGUAUGUAUGUAGAACUUUUAUUGUUUGGCUCUAAGCUUUAAUGUGAAUUACUGUUUAAAAAAUUUUAAAACUGCAGCUGUGCUGGAGCGUGGUCUUGGAGAUGGGAGGCGCUGUGAGCGCUGGCGAGGACAACGACGAGCUGAUCGACAACUUGAAGGAGGCGCAGUACAUCCGCUCCGAGCUGGUGGAGCGGGCCUUCCGAGCUGUUGACCGCGCAGACUAUUACCUUGAAGAAUUUAAAGAGAACGCAUAUAAAGACUUGGCGUGGAAGCAUGGCAACAUCCACCUCUCCGCUCCGUGCAUCUACUCGGAGGUGAUGGAGGCCCUGGACCUGCAGCCUGGCCUCUCGUUCUUGAACCUGGGCAGCGGCACUGGCUACCUCAGCUCCAUGGUGGGGCUCAUCCUUGGUCCUUUUGGUGUGAACCACGGGGUGGAACUCCAUUCGGAUGUGACAGAGUACGCAAAGCAGAAACUGGACUUCUUCAUCAGGACAAGUGACAGCUUUGACAAGUUUGACUUCUGUGAACCCUCCUUUGUUACUGGCAAUUGCCUGGAGAUUUCUCCGGAUUGUUCUCAGUAUGACCGGGUGUACUGCGGGGCAGGUGUGCAGAAAGAGCACGAGGAGUACAUGAAGAGUCUCCUCAAAGUCGGGGGCAUCCUGGUCAUGCCGCUGGAAGAGAAGUUGACUAAGAUAACUCGUACUGGUCCUUCUGCUUGGGAAACCAAAAAGAUUCUGGCUGUUUCUUUUGCUCCGCUGAUCCAGCCCUGCCAGUCAGAGUCAGGCAAAUCAAGACUUGUCCAGUUACCACCCCUGGCGGUUCGCAGCCUGCAGGACCUGGCGCGCAUUGCCAUCAGGGGCACAAUUAAGAAGAUCAUUCACCAGGAGGCAGUGAACAGAAACGGGAACGGACUGAAAAACACUCCCAGGUUUAAACGAAGGAGAGUUCGCCGCCGCCGAAUGGAAACAAUUGUCUUUUUGGACAAAGAGGUCUUUGCCAGUCGGAUCUCCAACCCCUCUGAUGACAACAGCUGCGGAGACCUGGAAGAGGAGCUGCGGGAAGAAGAGGUGGCAACCCCGCCAGACACCAAGCCAGAGCCCCCAGUGAACUUCCUGCGUGAGAAGGUCCUGAGCCUCCCUCUGCCAGAUCCUCUGAAGUACUACCUGCUUUAUUACAGAGAAAAGUAAGUCUGUGGUCCAGGGAAGGAGGCCAAGCUUGCCUGGAGGGCCGUCCAGAGCAGGUGUCCUGGGGAAGGAAGGGCUCUCGCUCUGCAUCUCUUAUUGUCGUCUGUCCUUGACUGUCCUCUAGAGUUCUCAUCCAGUGGUCUGAUUUCUGUAAACACAAUCUGACAAAUGUAAGGUGCAAGGGAGAAUGUUUUCUCUUGGAGGAGGGGUUGACUUCCCACUCUCAGGAAAUGCUGAGGUCUGCGCGUGGAAGCAGCUUGGAGACCGUUUCUUACAUGAGGUACAUGUGUCUGCAUCAGAAAGGAAAACUGAAGUUGAGAUUAACCUGUGUUGCUUAUGAAAGGUGAGACAAAAAGCACAAGUUUUUUGAGCGGGGCACGCUUACGUCCAAGUUUGAAUUUUACGGUAUCAACUUCUUAAUUCUUAAUUACUGGCACUGAGUUUCACUAAAUCUUUUAGUUAUCUAGAGCGGGGAGACAUGAUUGAAAAGCCCUCCCUUAUUUUAAGUAAAUUAAAUCUUACCUGGGUUGUCAAUAGUAAUUUUAAAAAAGAAAAAUUGUGAUGGGGGAGGAAUGAAAGUAUCAAAUUGCCAGAUGUCUUUGUGGAAUUGCAAAAGAAUUGCAGGGCAUUUUUUCCUGAUACCUUUUGUUACCUUUAAAAGAACCAACAUUGAGUAAUCCUCUCAAAGAAAAUCCUAAAGAAUGAAACAAGUGUUGUGUGUAAGUAAUAAGCUACCUGACAGUUGCCCCAGCGACGGAGAUGAUUGUUGACUCAGCUGUAAAUACAGUCAUGGUGUCUAAGGCUCAGUCCUCAGAGCAGGUGGGAAGCACUGGCUGCAGGAAAUGGGUUGGGGACAGUGUAGAUGGCUUGUGGGUUUCUUUUUUUUUUUCCAGUUGGCUGUUUUUUUGUAAUCACAUUACAGUACUAAUCCAUAGAUUUUAUCUCUUAUAAUUCUGGAGAAAAAGAUUUGUUAGUUUUGUAAUUUUUCUUAAGAACAAAUAUACGUGUUCAGUAUCUCCAUUGCUUUAGAACCAUUUCACUCAAAGUGACUUGUGGAAUCCAUCUUCUCCAGGCCUGUGUGUUGAGAGCUUCCUGUUCUAUCAAGUCAUGGGUCUAGAAGAAGAGGCCUUCCUGUCAAUUAGGUGGCAGGAUGUUUACAGGUGAUGCUGCUUCUUCCAAAACAUUGGUUCUUUUCAGACCUUUCAGUUUUACCCAAAGACUAGUGUAAAAUGUGAACAAUAAACCCCACAUCAGAGUGCUGAUGGAGGAUUAAUCAUCCAGAUUUUAUAAUUAAUUUUAUCCCUUAGCCUCUCAGGUGUUGCUGGGGUUCAAUGUCUUUGUGGUUUCACCAGCGUCACUGAGUUCUGGUUUUUUUGUUUUGCCAUUUGUGCUUCUUUUUAGUAACUGAGUCAUUUAUCACAGAUUGCUGUGUGCCGCAUAGCUGGGAAAGUGUGUGUAUUGCCCUAAAUUGGUACAGUUAAGCUGUUGUAAAGAAGGUUUUUUCAUAGUUGUGUUUAUCUGCCUGUAACUGAAAGUCAGGCCUCGUUCUCUCAGAGAGAAAAGCAUGAGUCACAUUUACUUGCUAAGACUUCAGUUUGCAGAUUUUGUUGACGUUAUUCUAAUUGAUUCGUAGAGACCUCUGCAGUAUGUGGCUAUUUUGGACAUAAUAAUAAAUAAAUGAUAUCUGAAAUAUUUUAUAUUAGGUCGCCUGACUAAAUGUUUUUCUAUAAUUGUAUAUGGAUUUCCUUUUCUUUUCAACCACAUUUGCCUUUAUGCUAGAUUGAAAAAACUCUUUACAGUGUGUAAGACAUGUUUCCUCCAUAUAUGUUAAACUGUUCCUAACAUUUUGUAUUUACAUGUUGGUUUGUGACUUUUAAACCAGAAUUUGGUUAAAAAAAUAUAUAGAUAUUGAAUAUAAUAUAUGUAAAAUAAUUUGGUGUUGCUCUGUCUUAUCAAUAUAAAGGAGAAGCAUCAGUGAGUUACCCUGUGUGUCAGCACCUUUCUCCAGAGUUCAGUAUGAGACACCACUUUCUGUUUUCAGACAGGUGGAUUAUAUAUUACUCUGUGUUGUCUGUGAGUUCUAUAUUGUAAACAACAUUCUAGACAAUGGCUGACUUUUAUGUUUUGAUUAGUCUGUAUUUUUCUAUGUGACCUCUGUCUUGAAAGUAGUAAAGCCAUAGACAGACAGGUGCACAAGAAAUAACAAAUUUAUAAAUAUUAAGUAUGUAAUGUAGAAAUCAGCUGUGUAUUUUAAAAUAUUUUUUCCAGUCUGGAACUUUCAGGGGAUUAAUGCAAGAAACAUGAAACAAAGAUUUUAAUGAGCUGAUAUACAAAAGAUACCAAUAAAGGUAGUUAAGACACUUUA
Hippopotamus amphibius kiboko is the source of this 6610-nucleotide messenger RNA. It is a transcript of the gene PCMTD2, whose product is annotated as protein-L-isoaspartate (D-aspartate) O-methyltransferase domain containing 2. The record is from RefSeq and is a predicted model, not a curated record. Bases 3163 to 4248 code for a protein of 361 amino acids. Lineage: Eukaryota; Metazoa; Chordata; Mammalia; Artiodactyla; Hippopotamidae. Gene Ontology annotation, molecular function: protein-L-isoaspartate (D-aspartate) O-methyltransferase activity. Gene Ontology annotation, cellular component: cytoplasm. Gene Ontology annotation, biological process: protein modification process. The transcript has 5 exons.